Mus musculus (house mouse) is the source of this 4629-nucleotide messenger RNA. RefSeq names its product transcription termination factor, RNA polymerase II (gene Ttf2). The record is from RefSeq and is a predicted model, not a curated record. The transcript has 24 exons. Gene Ontology annotation, biological process: DNA-templated transcription termination. Gene Ontology annotation, cellular component: cytosol; nucleus; cytoplasm. Lineage: Eukaryota; Metazoa; Chordata; Mammalia; Rodentia; Muridae. Bases 54 to 3521 code for a protein of 1155 amino acids. Gene Ontology annotation, molecular function: ATP-dependent activity, acting on DNA; ATP binding; ATP hydrolysis activity.
CGGGGCGGAGUCAAAGACGGAAACCCGGCGGGCCAGGGCUUCCUGGCUGCGGUAUGGACCUGGUUAAGUGUCCGGAGCACGGGGACGCCUGCUUCUUAAAGACCGGCGUCCGCGAUGGCCCGAAUAAGGGAAAGAGCUUCUACGUGUGCCGGACGAACACAUGCGGCUUCGUGCAGGCCACCGAUAUUCCUGUUUCUCACUGUUUAUUGCAUGAGGAGUUUGUGGUCGAGCUUCAGGGUUUGUUUCUACCACAGGACAAGAAAGAAUGGAGGCUGUUCUUCCGAUGUGCUAGAACCAAGGCGGAGGGGAAGCAGUGGUGUGGAAACGUCCCAUGGCGGCAGGAUCCUAACCCUAAAGAACUCUCUGUAACCAGUAAGCCUCAGCAGCCAUCUGAGUCACAGCUUCACUCUCCCAGCCAGCCGAGAAACCCAUUUAGGGUGCUUAACAAGAAUCAAAAAACACUCGAACGAAAACAGUUUGUCGAAGAAGGUGAGAGAAAGACAGCUGAUAAGAAGCUGAGAGAAAACAAUGAGCAGCUCUUGGAUCAAAGGAAAGAACAGAAGCCCAAAUCUAACAGCAGGAUGGAGAAGGACCCCUCAUCUGACCUGGUGGCAACUAGACAGUCUGGAGGUGACAGGGAAGAACAAGAGAAAUCAAAGUUCCAGCCCAAAACUAAGAAAGCUGAAGGAAUGGCUUCCAAGCAAGGCCAUGGAGAGGUGCUUCAAGGAAUACCCAAGGGUCCUCACAUGUCAGAGAGUGAGAGUCGAGGGGUCCCGAACAAGCCAGAGACUCUGAGAGAAAAGGAAACCCAGCUUUUGGUGCCAAGUGUUCCUGGUCAGAACCCAGAAAGCAAGGUCCAGAAAGAGGGACACGUCAGCAGGGAGCCCCUCAAGAACGGGGAGGCCCCUAGUGCACAGGUCACCCAGAGGGGGCUCGCUCAGGGGCCUCUCCAGGGACCAUCCAAGACUUGGAGGCCUGUUCCUGAAGCACCAGCAGCACCUGAGCUUUGCUCGGGAAUGGCCCACCAUGCCACCUCCAGCAGUGAGGACAGCGAAGAUGAUGGUGUUUCCAGUAGGCCGGGGUCCCCACUUCUCUUUGACUCGACUGUGGACUCACAGAAGAAGGGGAGCCUUCAGCAUUCUGACCAGAGUGUGCAGAGACAGAUGCCUGCUGCUUCAGGUGUUUCCAAGAAGGGAGAUUCCUCUGACCCAGCAGCCCAGCGUGCAAACCUAACAACACAGCUGAAACAAAAGAAGGGUACCCUGGCUGCAGUGAACAUCCAGGCUCUCCCUGAUAAGGGUGAGAAGUUGCUUAAGCAAAUCCAGGCUUUGGAGGACGCACUCAGUGCUCUGGCUCUCUCCCCAGAACAAGGAACUAAAGAGAAGUGCAGCGCUCAGGAACCAGAGCAGAGCAACAUCACCAAAGCUGCUGCUGCCCCUCUCCACUUGGUACCUCCCCAGCCCCUUCCCAGGCCCCUCAUCCAGCCUGCAAGCUCUCUAGGACUAAAGGCAGGCCGCCAGGAAACUCCUGAGGGAGCCAGCCAGUGCUCAGGAGAAGGCUGGCCGGGAACUUGCUGUAUGGACCAGGUUGGCCUCCAAGCAUUAGGCCAUAUGAACCAACAUCAUCUUUAUAAUGUGUGGAAAAUCACGAGUGAAGCCAUAGAUGAGCUGCAUCGGUCACUGAAGUCUUGUCCGGGUGAAACAGCAGUAGCAGAAGACCCAGCUGGCUUGAAGGUCCCCUUGCUACUGCACCAGAAGCAGGCAUUAGCCUGGUUACUGUGGAGGGAAAGUCAGAAGCCACAAGGAGGGAUCCUGGCGGAUGAUAUGGGCUUAGGAAAGACUCUGACAAUGAUUGCACUCAUCCUAACCAAGAAGAAUCAGCAGAAAAGCAAGGAAAAGGAGAGAAGCGAGCCUGUGACGUGGCUUUCCAAGAAUGACUCCUCUGUCUUUACUUCCAGUGGAACACUGAUCGUCUGCCCCGCUUCCCUGAUCCAUCACUGGAAGAACGAAGUAGAGAAACGUGUAACCAGCAACAGACUCAGAAUCUAUCUCUACCAUGGGCCAAACCGGAGUCGGCACGCAAAAGUACUCUCUACGUAUGACAUCGUGAUUACUACUUACAGCCUUCUGGCCAAGGAGAUUCCUACAACGAAGCAAGAGGGAGAGGUCCCAGGAGCAAACCUCAGUGUGGAGGGUACCUCAGCACCUUUGCUUCAGGUAGUCUGGGCUCGGAUCAUUUUGGAUGAAGCUCAUAACGUGAAAAACCCUCGAGUACAGACAUCCAUUGCUGUGUGUAAGCUCCAAGCCCAGGCCCGGUGGGCUGUCACUGGAACCCCCAUUCAGAACAACCUGUUGGAUAUGUAUUCACUGAUGAAGUUUCUCCGUUGCUCCCCAUUUGAUGAGUUCAGUCUUUGGAAGAGCCAGGUUGACAAUGGUUCAAUGAAAGGAGGGGAACGGUUAAGCAUUUUAACCAAGAGCCUUUUGCUGAGGAGAACAAAAGACCAGCUGGAUUCCACUGGUAAACCUCUGGUAGCACUGCCUGCACGUAGAUGCCAGCUGCACCGGUUAAAGCUUUCUGAGGACGAGCGGGCCGUUUAUGACAUCUUUCUUGCAAGGUCAAGGUCAGCUCUCCAGUCCUAUCUAAAGAGACAAGAAGGUAGAGGCAGCCACCAUGGAAGAAGCCCUGAUAAUCCAUUCAGUAGAGUGGCUCAGGAGUUUGGAUCCAGUGUGUCCCAGGGCUGCCCUGCGGCAGACUCCCAAAGACCCAGCACCGUCCAUGUCCUGUCCCAGCUUCUGCGGCUUCGCCAGUGCUGCUGCCAUCUUUCUCUGCUGAAGUCGGCUCUGGACCCCACAGAACUGGAGAGCGAAGGCCUUGUCCUGUCCCUGGAAGAACAGCUCAGUGCUCUGACCUUGUCCAAGGUCGAUGUCUCAGAGCCAUCACCCACGGUUAGCCUUAAUGGCACAUGUUUCAAGGCGGAGCUUUUUGAUGACACACGAAGGAGCACCAAGGUGUCUUCUCUGCUGGCAGAACUGGAGGCGAUCCAAAAAGGCCCAGGGUCCCAAAAGAGUGUCAUUGUCUCUCAGUGGACCAGCAUGCUGCAGGUAGUAGCACUGCACCUCAAGAAGAACCGACUGACUUACGCCACCAUCGAUGGCUCUGUCAACCCCAAACAGAGAAUGGACCUGGUGGAGGCAUUUAACCACUCCCAGGGACCUCAGGUCAUGCUGAUCUCCCUCUUGGCUGGCGGUGUUGGACUUAACCUGACUGGAGGAAACCACCUUUUCCUUCUGGACAUGCACUGGAAUCCCUCACUUGAAGACCAAGCUUGUGACCGGAUUUACCGAGUAGGACAGAAGAAGGAUGUUGUCAUACACAGGUUUGUCUGUGAGGGGACAGUGGAAGAGAAGAUCUUACAGCUCCAAGAAAAAAAGAAAGAUUUGGCAAAACAGGUCCUUUCUGGAUCCGAAGGACCUGUCACCAAGCUCACACUGGCUGACCUCAAGAUCCUCUUUGGCAUCUAGCUUCGUCUGCUGGAGUGAUGCUCUUUCCAUGAUCCUGGAGUCUUAGAUUUCAUCCUACUCGAAGUGAGGCUUGUUCCUAUGCUAGGAAUUGAGGAUGGGUUACCAGGUUAACAAACCAGUUAGUCAGUCAGCUUGUGUAAUGUGGGCCAUAGAAACCCAUUGGUUAUUUCAGAAUUAAGCCUGGCAUGUUAGUGCAUGCCUGUAAUCCAGCAAGAAGAUGGAGAGGUCCACUUUGGCCUGUUGUAGACUCUUUCUCAAAACAAACCACAAAGUGCUCUGGAAGGCAGCCAUGUAGUCCAUACUUCCCAGCACCUGAAAGGCUGAGUGGGGAUUGUGAGUUAGAGGCCAGUUUAUGCCACAGAGUACAUUUCAGGCCAGCCUGGGCUACAGAAUGAGACCGUGUCUUAGAAAAACAAAGUAAAACCAGUGAAGCUUUGGCGUUGGAUGGCCUGGAAGCUGAGUCUGGAAGAACUGUGUAAGUGCUGGGUGUGAUGCUCAGGGAGCCAUUACAAGCAUAGUGACACAUGCUUAGAAUGCUGGCACUUUGUAGGCAAAGGCAAGAGGAUCUCGAGUCUAAGGUUAGCCUGGGUAACAGUGAGUUCUUUAGCAGCCUUAAUUACAUGGGAAGACCCUGUCUGUCAAACAGCCUCAAAGCCCUGUGCUGCCAUGUUUGGGACUGAUGGCGGACCUGGUCUUAUUACCUUGCCUAUGUAGGCUCUGUCCUGUUUCCCUGCUGGCAGGCUGCGUCUUGUAAGCCUCUUUGUAACCAACCAUCCCUAUGAGGCUGGCUGAAUCUAGGCAGGUUUAGGGUCAAGAUAUUUCAUAUAUCUUGAGUUGAGUAUUAAUCAUGGUAUCAUCUAGCAUCUCUCAUUUAGCCUGUGCAUCAUGGUUUCAUUUAGGGAUAUAUCAACAUCAGUGUGACUGUGUCACUCAGUUUCAUCACUGUAUCAUUUGAUAUCACAGUAUUUCAUAUAGUAUUUGUCUUAUUUAAUGUUUAUGUCCAUUUCAGUUGCCAGUGGCAUUUAAUCUGUUGUGUCACUUAGUUUCUGCCAUUGUACCACAUUGUGUUAUCAUUGGUAUGGUCUUAAUAAACGCCUUCGGCCGUGCA